GUUUUAUCCUAUACGACUGCAUCGGCAGGACCAUGGCUACAUUUUCGGAUGAAUUAUCAUUGGAAGAUGCAUUUGGCGAUGAUUUUGCAAGUGGUACCAAAUUGAAUCAAGGACAGCCGGGACCCUUAUCUGGGCAACCUGGACAACCGGGACACUGGCCUGGGCAACCUGGGCAGCAAGGACCCUGGCCUGGGCAACCUGGGCCGCAAGGACCCUGGCCUGGGCAACCUGGGCAGCAAGGACCCUGGCCUGGGCAACCUGGGCAGCAAGGACCCUGGCCUGGGCAACCAGGACCCUGGGCUGCGCAACCGGGGCAACCAGGACCCUGGCCUGGGCAACCUGGAAAACCAGGACCCUGGGCUGGGCAACCGGGGCAGCAGGGACCACCUGGGCAACCGGGACCUCCUGGGCCUACUCCUAGAGCUUUGACUCUGCCGUUCAAUUUUCCGAUCCAAGGAGGUUGGCCUCCAAUGAAAAUGUUGACAAUUGAGGCGUCUAUCAAACCGAAUGUUGACAAGUUUGCCAUCGAUGUCUGCGCCGGCCAUGAUACUGCUUUUCAUUUUAAUGUUCGUUUUAAGGAGGAUGGCUAUCAGCAAGCUAUUGUCCGAAAUAGCAAAUUCAAUAAUGUUUGGGGGUCAGAAGAAAGGGCUAUACCAAACUUUCCAUUCAAGAAAGGAGAAAAAUUUGAGUUACUGAUUCUUGGUGAACCACAUCAAUACAGGGUGGCUGUGAAUAAACAACAUUUCACUCAGUUCGCACAUCGGUCUCAUAAGUUGAGCCAAGUGACCAAUGUCAAUAUCUACGGUGAUAUUACGCUACAUAAGAUGGUUAUGAUGUAAAUCUGGAAAUUAUUUUAAUGUGACUUCUAACACUUCAACAUAGGCAAACAGUGGCACAUCUUACUAGUGCCUCUGAAUCUAUUUCAGAAUAUAUUAAAUCAUAAAAGUCCAUUUAGCCAAUCAAGUUAUUGGCAGUGCCACAUGAUCCAUAUUGUCGCAUCCCACUCUUUGCUUCUUACCUUCCUUUCGAUAUGUUUUUUUAAUCAGUGUUUAAUCGCUCAGUUCAUUAUCUAUUAAUGAACUGAGUUCUUCAUCACUAAGAAUUGUUUCUCAACCUUUCCUUUUCGUAUGGGUUGAAUUAUGUGUCCUUUUGAAUAAGACAAUUAUUAUUUAACUUUAUUUUAACCUUCAGUUUUGAAAACACCUAAAAUCUAACCCUAUAGAGGAAAUCCCUCUGCUUUCUCAAAUCUCCCUUCAUAGCUAUAAUUUCUUAUCUGUGGAAACUUUAUGGAGAAUUGAUGCUGUAUGUCUUCUGUACUUUCAUAUCUUAGCAGGCUUUACAACUACACACAACAUUCCAACUCCACUGUAACUACAGACAUUGUUAUUCAUCAAAUGACAGUAGCCAUUACUCAGUACAGCAAAAUGUUCUUCCCCCAAAAUAUCUGCAUCUUUAUAACUUCAUUUACUCCAUAGUCAAAUUUGGUGAUGUACAUUAGAAUCCACAAAAUGUUAUCAAUAACAAAACAUUUAAGUGCAAGAAAAUUUAGUUGAGGAAUAUUAUCAUGUGUAAAGUGACUGAGCCUUGUCUGCUAAAUGUAAUAACAAUUACCAAAAUAACCUGUAUACAGUGAUAUUUUAUUUGAAUAAACCCACUGUUAAAAAUC
Leucoraja erinaceus (little skate) is the source of this 1666-nucleotide messenger RNA. Its product is annotated as galectin-3-like. The record is from RefSeq and is a predicted model, not a curated record. Gene Ontology annotation, molecular function: carbohydrate binding. Lineage: Eukaryota; Metazoa; Chordata; Chondrichthyes; Rajiformes; Rajidae. The transcript has 7 exons. The coding region runs from base 33 to 839 and encodes 268 amino acids.